AUGUCUGUAGGUGAGAUAACUAUUCUGCCUCUAAAUGAUGAUUUGACACUAGACAUGGCUCAAAUUAAUGGCAUAGUAUUACCUGUAAAUUUUAGUGCUAAAAUCUAUAGUCAAAUGGUGCAAGACAAGUAUUCAUUUGUUGCUUUUGUGAAAAAUCCGAAGACUGGUAAAGAUGAAGCUGUCGGAGCCAUUGGUUGUGUUCUAAAAUCUGAUCCUCAUGCUUGUCCAAACACAUCCGGCCUUUGCAUUGCUUCAUUGGCUGUAUUAGCAAAAUACAGAUCAAAAGGAAUCGGAUCUAAAUUAUUAAAUCAAGUUAUUGAAUUAGUGGAGUGUCAAAAGAAACUCAUCACCGUCUACCUACAAACACAAGUCAACAAUGAUGAUGGAAUUAAAUUCUAUCAGAGGCACAAUUUUUCAAUCAUCACACGAAUUGAAAAAUUCUACCGUCGAUUAGAUCCACCAGAUUGCUUUGUGCUUUCGAGAUGUUUUCAUUAA
Molecule: messenger RNA, 495 nt
Organism: Naegleria gruberi
Lineage: Eukaryota; Heterolobosea; Eutetramitea; Acrasida; Naegleriidae
Product: acetyltransferase
Exons: 1
Coding region: 1-495 (164 amino acids)
Biological process (GO): mitotic sister chromatid cohesion
Cellular component (GO): NatA complex
Molecular function (GO): acyltransferase activity, transferring groups other than amino-acyl groups
Source: RefSeq, a predicted model, not a curated record